Ascoidea rubescens DSM 1968 is the source of this 1044-nucleotide messenger RNA. RefSeq names its product thioredoxin-like protein 1. The record is from RefSeq and is a predicted model, not a curated record. Lineage: Eukaryota; Fungi; Ascomycota; Saccharomycetes; Ascoideales; Ascoideaceae. The transcript has a single exon. The coding region runs from base 1 to 1044 and encodes 347 amino acids.
AUGUCAGGAAAUGUUUGUAUGGUUAAUGGCGAGGCAGAGUUUGAAAAGUAUUUAAAUUCAAACGAAUUGGUGGCAAUGUAUUUUACGGCUACAUGGUGUGGACCAUGCAAAUUCAUCAAGCCAUUUAUCGAGCAAUUUGGUGAGAGUUAUAAAAACAUUCAAAUUUGCAAAGUAGACCUUGAUACAAAUAGCCAAUUAGCAUCCAAAUAUAUGAUUACAAGUGUCCCAAACUUUUUAUUUUUUUAUAAAAAGAAUAAAGUCAACCAAAUUACUGGGGCAAAUCCUCAAGAAUUAAAUUCAUACUUUGCGACAUUCAGUCAAUUGAGUCCAAAUGCGGUAAGAAGUGGUGACAUAAAUUCAAGAGCCAGGGGAUCAAGCAAAAAUGCAGUCAUAAGAGAAGCUGAUAAAUUGGGAUUGAUUCCAAAGGGUUUUGAAGUGCUAAAUGACUCGAUUGAUUUUUCAAAUUUUGAAGCUUUGAAUGUCUUAGCAUUGGUCAAGAAUAAAUCAAAAGUUAGAAACCUAUUGAAAUUGGUUGACGACAACAAAGAAGUGAAAUAUUCUAGCGUUAUUUCUGAUGCAGACUCGCAAAUAAAUAUGUUUAUUCCUUUCCAAAACAUAUCGAAAAUUCAUUCGGUGUUGGUCAGAUUCAAACCAAUAUCCAAGACCAUCGAGGAAUCAAAUGAGGGGGAUGAGUUAGAAGAUUUGGAAUAUGAUGAAUUGCAAAAACCUAAAAAAUUGAAAAUAUGGAACAACUUGCCCAACAUGUUGUCCUUUGAAGAUGCGGAUUCCUUAACCAAUUUCCAGCAUCUAGAAGAGCUAGAUGAAGACAAGUGGAUCAAAGUCAGCGGAGAUGAUGAAGAAACAGAAGAAUGGUAUGUUGCCAAACUCAAGUAUGUUAAAUUUCAGAAUUGUAAGUCACUCAAUGUUUUUAUCGAUGGUGAGGAUGAGGAUAACCACACUCUGUUGGACAAGAUCUUGAUAGUGGGCGUAAAUGGGGAGACCAGACAGCAAGGAACCAUUAGCAAGAUCAGCGAAGAAGAGUAG